AUGGCGGACAACAAGAAAAAGGCGGCGGUGGCGGCGGACGAUGCUGCUUCGUCUUCACGGGCAUCUUCAAAGGCUUCAAAGUUCUCCGAGAAGCUUGCCAAGUUCGGCGGCCUCAUGACCGACUUGAAAAACGACACUGCCGGGGCCUUGGAAUUUGAGAAGACGGUUGAGAACCAGAAGACGCUCAGCAAGACUCUCAAGGCGCGAGACGAGGAGAUCAAGGCACUGAAAACCGAGAUCGAGAAACUCGAGCACGACAAAGACGUCCUCGCCGAGAUAUUCGGGAAGAAACAUCGGGAAUACGACGACAAGCUGAAAGAAGAUGUGGCCUUGAAGUCGGCAGUGAGCAAGUCCGAAGAUUCCCUGAAGGCAGCGAUUGAAGAGGCCAGAAGUCUCAGGUCGGAGAAUAAAGAACUCAAGGCCAAUGUCGACAAACUCGCGACCUCACUCGAGAAGUUGAAGGAGUCAAGCGAAGUAUCGCAGACCGAAUGUGACAGGCUGAAUCAUGCGCUUGGUCUGUCAGACGCAAACUUCGAGCAGCUGAGCAGGUUCGUUGGCGAAGGCCGACUGAUUGAGUUCAGCCCUGAGGAUCUUGCGAGGACCCUCGAGGAGUUCGCCUCGAAAUGCCAUGACUUGGCUGUGGCCUCUUUCGGCGAUAAUGCAGUGCUGACCCCAUCAUUCGGCUCGUUUGUCGAGCACCUUGACCGCUGCCUAGAGGCCCGCAAGGCGAAGCUACCACUGCCGAGCUCGAUGGACAAAUCCGCACGGCUGAUGAGGUGUGCUGCGGCAGAGUUUAUUAUAAGCAGCGCUUUGGUCAACUACGUCUUCACAGAUAUCUACCUUCCUGAGAUGGCCGGAGCACAAAACGCCAUAUCUACUACCCUACAGCUCAUGGCGCCGCGCCGCGAAUCGAUCGUGCGGUGCCAGCUACUGGCCGAGUUUGAGGCUACGGACGAGACAACGUCCCGCAUCGUGGAAAUUGCGACGAACGAAGUUUGCUCCACUCUCAACCAUCUCCUUCCUGCGGGGCGGGCCAGGGACGAUUUACAGCAGAUGGUCAGAGAGUUGUUCAACGGCGCCGUGGCAAUGUGGAGACCGCUGCAGAAGUCGAAAGACCGAGUCAUCGUUGAGUUCUUGGAGAGCCUCGAUGAUCUCGAACGCGGGGACAGGCAUGUCGACUACGACGAAGGAAGCCUCACUGGGAGCACAGGUCAAACCAAAAAUCAGAACGGCCAAGCUGUCCUGCCCUUGUUCCCCCAGAUCAGCGUCAAGGACAUCAUGUUGAUACCCGGAAUCGCUUUGUGGUCUGACCAGGCGGCGUUCAUCGAGGCAAGGAUGGAGAUGGAUCGCUUGAGCUUCGGUCGCUCGGCGGGACCCCAAACCUCUAGGCCACCAGUCACCCGGCGGAGGAUGAGCAGCUCCGGCACCACUGCCCGUGGGUCUCAAUCGCCUCCGACGAAGGGGUCAGCACUAUUCGCGCAGCUGGAUGGAACGAUGUCUGGGGCCAGCCCUGCAUCGAAUUCUCGCAACCAUGUUAACCCGAGCUCCCGCGUGGGGAAUGGCGUGAAGGCAGGGUGA
Molecule: messenger RNA, 1578 nt
Organism: Phialemonium atrogriseum
Lineage: Eukaryota; Fungi; Ascomycota; Sordariomycetes; Cephalothecales; Cephalothecaceae
Exons: 3
Coding region: 1-1578 (525 amino acids)
Source: RefSeq, a predicted model, not a curated record